Messenger RNA from Cavenderia fasciculata, 708 nucleotides. Its product is annotated as nucleosome assembly family protein. Gene Ontology annotation, molecular function: chromatin binding; histone binding. The transcript is spliced from 2 exons. Bases 1 to 708 code for a protein of 235 amino acids. The record is from RefSeq and is a predicted model, not a curated record. Gene Ontology annotation, biological process: nucleosome assembly. Gene Ontology annotation, cellular component: chromatin; nucleus. NCBI's taxonomy places the organism in Eukaryota, Evosea, Eumycetozoa, Acytosteliales, Cavenderiaceae.
AUGUCAACAGAAGAAGUUAUUAAAAGUAUUGAAGCUAUUCAAGCAGAUAUUGAAUUAGUUCAAGAAGAGACAAGAAAGAAACAAAUAGAGAUUGAAAAGAAAUACAACACCAAGCUUCAAGAUCAAUUCAACAAGCGUGACGAGAUUAUCGCCAAAUCAAAUGUAGAGAGCUUCUGGAGACAAGUAUUGACUGCUGGUUUGAUCGAAUUGAUCGGUUCUUCAAAGGACCAAGCUGUAUUGGAUGCACUCGUCGAUUUAAAGGCUACUACUACAUACUCUGACAACUUGACCACCAAGACCAUCGUAUUUACCUUCAAGACAAACGAACUCUUUUCAAACAAGACUCUUAAAAAGGUCUUGACCAUUGAUGAAUCAAAUGAUGAAUUAAAAUUAUCAGGUGAAAAGGUUUUAUUCAAGAAUGAAAAAAAAGUAAACAAAUCAACAGAUAAAAAGAGAAAGGAUAGUGAUAGUGAAGAAUCAUUUAUUCUUUUAUGGAUUGAAUCUGAAGAUAACUCUGAAUUGGAUAUUUUUGAAACUAUCGUAAAGGCUUAUCAAGAUCCAUUCCAAGCUUUAACUGCUGGUGAUGAUGAUGAUAUGUCAUAUGACGAUGAAGAUGAUGAAGAUGAAGACGAUGAAGAGGAAGAAGAAGUUGAAGUAGCUCCAACAAAAAAGGUAGCAAAAAAGGCUGCAACUGGUAAAAAGAAUUAA